ACACAGUAUCCCACCGUACCGAUCAUUUACUGCCCAAUCGAAAUCCCAGCGUCAACAAAGCUAUUUACUGUAACUAAUACAACAUUCAAAAAUUUUCGACACGUGGGUGGCCUAAUGGAUGCCAAUGAAGAUGCUAAUGAAGGCAUAAAUCUUGAGAUUAAUGAGGAUGCAAAUGAAGACAUUAACCUUAAGGUUAACGAGGAUGCUAAUGAAGACAUUGGUCUUAAGGUUAUCAAGGAUGCUAAUGAAGGCAUUAACCUUAAUGUUAAUGAGGAUGCUAAUGAAGACAUCAGUCUUAAGGUUAACAAGGAUGCUAAUGAAGGCAUUAGUCUUAAGGUUAAGGAGGAUUCUAAUGAAGGCAUUAAUCUUAAAGUUAACGAGCAUGUUGAUAUUUUAAAAGAAGAUUUGAAUCCAGCCGUGAAGAAUCUGAAGAGGACUUAUGCGGCUAUGAAUGGCUUUAUAGAAAUAACACUUUCAAAUGGUCUUAAGAAGGCACAAUGUGUUCAUUGCGAGGAAAAAUUUGUAGUGGAGCCCGGUGAUGAUGGUGGUACAGCUCAAUUCCAGAGGCAUGUGCAACAAUGUGAAGGUUGUGAAGAGACCACUAAGAAGCGUUUGAUUAUGUCUUAUAAGACGUGUAGAAUUAAGAAUGACAAUGUGCGCAUACUUAAGAAUUUUAAUUUUGAUCAAGAAAAGGUAAGAGAGGCAGCUGCAGGGAUGGUGAUUGGGAAUGAGUGCUUAUUUAAGAUGUUUAAGAGCAAAGUUUUCAAUUUGUUUGUGAAUUCUUUUAAUCCAGAGUUUGAGAGAAUAUCGCCUAGAAUUGCAAAAGGUGAUUGUCUCAGAAUAUAUGAGGAUGAGAAAGAAGAGUUGAAGGAAUUGUUAGAGACUGUUGAUAAGUUGAGUCUUACAGCAGAGUUGUGGCAUGUGGGUAAUAAAACAGUUUAUGUGUGCCUCACUGGACAUUUUUUUGAUUCUGAGAAGAAACUGCAAAGGCGCAUAUUGAGCUUAUGUGAUGUGCCAUCUCCACGAUCUGGACUUGCUAUUUCUGAUGCUAUUUUCAAGUGUCUGCUGGAUUGGGGAAUUGAAAAUAAAGUGUCUUCAAUUACAGUAGAUUGUUCAUCAGCUAGUGGUGUUGCUUUGGAUCAUUUGAAGCAUAGAAUUGGCUCUAAUGGAAAGCUUUUAUUUGGUGGUAAGGUAUUUCAUCAGCGAUGUUGUGUACAUAUCAUAGAUCUCAUGGCACAGAAUGGACUUAAUGAGAUUCAUGAUUUCGUGGACAACAUACGUAAAAGUGUUAGAUAUCUGCGUUUAUCAAAAAAAUGCCUCCUCAAGUUUACUGAAAUUGUCAAACAGUUGCAUAUGCCUUCAAAGAAAUUGAUUCUAGAUGAUUCUGCAUGUUGGAAUGCAACAUAUUCUAUGUUAGUGGCUGCAAUGGAGUUUAGAGAAGUAUUUCCUAGAUAUCAAGGUGGAGAUCCAGAUUACACCUGGCUGCCUACUUCAGAAGACUGGGAAAGAGGUGAACAGGUUUGUCAAAUUUUAAAAGUUCUUGUUGACGUAAAAAAGGUCUUUUUAAGAAGUGAAAAUCUAACUGCAAGGGUACUUAUGAAGGGUAUAUGGAAGAUAAGAGAAGUUUUGAGUAAAAAAUCAAUGGCUGAGAAUCCUUAUUUGCAGGCUGUGGUUCUUAAAAUGAAAGGGAUUUUUGACAAGUUUUGGGGUGAACUUCCCUUGUUGAUAGCUUUAGCUACAGUCUUAGAUCCAAGACUUAAUAUGAACUUUCUUGAGUUUUGGUUCCGAGAAAACUAUCCAGAAUUUGAAGCUGAGAGAAAAAUUACCUAUGUUCGUGAUGCCUUAUAUGAGCUUUUCAAUGGCUAUGUUGUCAGUCAAGGUUCAAGCAACGGUGGACAGUGUAUGCAUGGAGAUGGUCCAAAAGGUUGUUCUUCUAGUGUCUGUGUUCAUACUGAAGAUGAUGAGACAGAACUAUCUUUCUCGGACUCGUUUGAGCUUUACAUGGAGCAACGCACUGCUAAAUCUGAUAAGUCUGAGUUAGACAUGUACCUGGAAGAAGGACCCUGUCACAGUGCUUUGGGAUCUGGUUGCAGUGUCUUGGAGUGGUGGAAAGCCAGAAGUUAUGGCUACCCUAUUUUGUCCAAGAUGGCAUGUGAUAUACUGUCAAUACCUUUUGGUGCAACUUCAAGGUCUUCCUUGGGCACUCUGCACAGAAUUGUUGAUCACUAUCACGCAUCGAUGUCAAAGGAGAUGGUGCAGGCAUUGAGUUGUGCAGCAGAUUGGUUAAAUUGCUCUAAUGGAAUUAGAAGUUCCCCAGAUUAUGAAAAAAACUUUGUCAAAGAGAUAUGGCUACCUUGGGGAUUAUAGUUGUUUGCAGGCCCAUGAUGAAACUUCUGUAAAUCAGUUCUGUUAUUGUGGAGGGUGCUAGAAGUGAUUGCUUGUGUUCCAUUAUCUUCAUUUUGUAGGCAUAGGAUGAUGGCAUAUAAAAUUUAAGUUGUUUACGUUUUCUUUGGCAUUUGGUGAAUUGGUGUUGUGUCUAAUCUGUUAUAUUUAAUUGUAAAACCUUUAUUAUAUAUACAAUCUGUUUCUGUUCAAUUAUUUUUAUUGCAGAACUUUUUAGUUUUC
Quercus robur (English oak) is the source of this 2625-nucleotide messenger RNA. RefSeq names its product zinc finger BED domain-containing protein RICESLEEPER 1-like. The record is from RefSeq and is a predicted model, not a curated record. The transcript is spliced from 4 exons. Bases 115 to 2367 code for a protein of 750 amino acids. Lineage: Eukaryota; Viridiplantae; Streptophyta; Magnoliopsida; Fagales; Fagaceae. Gene Ontology annotation, molecular function: protein dimerization activity; DNA binding.